UAGAAAGGAACAACGAAGUGUUACUACUCCUCCACUGUUGUUUCUUCCAUUCCAUUCCAUCGCAGUCGAAUGCUUCAUCUUCUUUUCAAUUUCCAUUCAAGCAGGCUGCAAAUCAAGCAGGUUCAUUUCCUUCUCCUCCAUUUUACUCCUUUCUCCUCCAUCCCUCUCCAAUCUUCUGCAUCGCCUACAAAACCCACCACAAAUAAUGCAUCUUCGGAUAACUUUCGUGGCAUUGCAAAACAUGUGAUAUCCAACUGCUCACAUCUCCGCGACAACACCAAAUCUCUCAAACAUUACUUCCUCACGCUUUCUUGCAUCUCCCCGGAAACUGUUCGCAAAUUCUGGAGAGUUCGUCUGUUAAAACCCCAAGAUGUUCUUGAAAUUCUGCUUGGGUUUCAAUGCGGCGGCGAUAAUUUUGUGCUUGAGCCUAAAAAGGUCGAAUCUUUGUUGGGGAUUUUUAAGCGGGCCAGUGAGCAGACUAAGGGUUUUGAACAUCUUCCUCAAUCUUACAAGAUCAUGGCGUCGAUGCUUGUCCGGGUUCGCCUGUUUGAGGAGGUUGAAUCCUUGCUAUCCAUGGCGGGUACUCGAGGAAUUUUGUUGGAGGAUCAUGAAAUUUUCAGUGACUUGAUUCAAGGGUAUGUGGAUGAGCUUCAAUUGAAGAAGGCUGUUUCAAAUUAUGAUAGAAUGAGGAUUCUAGGCCUAGUUCCAUCGUUAUCAUGCUAUAAAGUCCUGCUUGAGUUCUUAGUUCAAUUAAAUGAGACACAAUUAGGGUCUCAAAUUUUUGUUGAUGCUAUAGAGCUUGGUUUGGGAAGAACAAUAGCAGAAGGGUGCAUUUAUGGGAGUGUUGUUCGGCUUUUGUGUGCCGAAGGUAAAGUUCAGGAUGCUAGAAAUCUUGUUAAGAAGGUUCUAACUCUUGGAAUCAAGCCCAAUGAUUUAGUUCUCAAUUCCAUGGUUACUGGAUACUGUGAGAAAAAGGAUUAUGAUGAUAUACUGAGUUUCUUUGUUGAAGUAAGAUGUCUCCCUGAUGUUUAUGUUGCCAAUAAAAUCAUACAUUCUUUGUGCACUGAUUUUGGUUCCGAGUGUGCUAACUCGUUCAGGCUGAAGCUAGAAGAACUAGGUUUUUGUUCCAAUGAAAUAACCUUUGGGAUUUUGAUUGGUUGGAGUUGCCAUGAGGGAAAACUGAAGGAUGCAUUUGUUUAUUUUUCUGAGAUUCUGUCAAGAAGUCUCAAGCCCCAGAUAUAUUCAUAUGACUCGCUUUUGAGUGGCCUUUUCAAGCAGGAUAUGUGGAAGCACUCUCAAGAAAUUCUCAAUGAAAUGAAAGAUAAGGCAGAAGUGCUCCAUCUAUCAACUCUUAGGGUUCUUUUAGCAGGGUAUUGUAAAGCUAGACAGUUUGCUGAAGUGAAAGCUGUAGUUGUCCAGAUGGCAAACUGUGGCUUCAUCCAACUAACACCCCUAGAGGAUCCACUUACCAAAGCAUUUACACUACUGGGACUUGGUCCCUCUGCUGUGAAGAUACAAAGAGAUAGUGAAUUGGGAUAUUCUAAGGCAGAAUUUUUCGAUGACCUUGGGAAUGGACUUUAUCUGGAUACGGAUCUGGAAAAGUAUGAGACUGCUAUGGAAAAAGUUCUUGAUGAUGCCAUGCUUCCCGAUUUUGAGUCCCAAAUAUUGAAUUGCAUUGGGAGCAAAGACAUCAAAGAAACUAUGCUAAUGGUUGACAAUAUGGCGAGGUGGGGUCAAGAGCUGUCUUUGCCUGUGUUCUCAACAUUAGUGAAAGGGCUUUGUGAAUGCCGCACUAGUAUGAAGACGGUUAUCCGUCUGAUGGAGGAAAAUCCUAAGUUUAAGUAUCAGCUUGAUCAAGAAACUUCAAAUAAGCUUGCUCAGGCUUAUGGUAAAAAAGGUUUCAUGCACCGAGCAAGAAUAAUUGUGAAUGGGAUGCUACAGCAGCAUCUAAGUGUUGAGAAUCAAACCCAUACUGUCUUGCUACUUGGUUUAUGCAAGAAAGGCGAUAGAAGAGCUCUAGCUAACUACUUGCAGCUUGCACAAAGAUAUAACUGGGUUCCUGGCUUGAAGGAUGGAAAAGCUCUUCUCAGAUGCCUAUGCCAACAAGGAUUGCUUGGCAAGGCUCUAGGGCUAUUUGAGGCCGUGCUAGUGCACUACCCUCAUAAAGACUUCGUUGCCUUUAAUGAGUUUCUUGAGCAUCUUUGUGAUUCGGGGUAUACAAACUCUGCUCUUGUUUUAGUUGACACACUCAUAAGCCAUGGUUACAUCCCUGACCAUGGGACUUAUUGCCUUCUUAUCAAUGGAUUUUGUAAAGAAAAGAAAUUUGCCAAAGCUUUUGUGCUAUCUGAAACUAUGCUUUCUAAGAAUUUCCUCCUGCCCAUCGAUGUAUGUAUUAAGUUAAUUCCUCAGUUAUGCAGGACUGGUAACAUUGAGAAAGCUGUUGUUUUGAAAGAUAUUUGUGCAAAAGAGAAACCUUCUGCUUCGCUUUAUGUAAACUGUGUUCUAUUGCAUGGUUUUUGCCAAUCUGGGAUGGUUGGUGAAGCAUCAAAACUCUGCCAAGAGAUGCAGGGGCAGGGCCUUGUCCUCGACAAGGAAGUCUAUAAUCUUCUAGUUCAAGGAUACUUUCAAGCUAAAGACUUCAAGAAAAUUGGAGAGCUGCUUGGUGUCAUGAUCCGGAAGAACUUGAAUCUUACAGUUGCAAGUUACAGAAAUUUCUUGCACUUAAUGUGUGCAGAAGGCAAGCUCCAUCUUGCAUUGAACUUGAAAGAGUUUAUGCUUAAGGAAAGAAACCUUCCACACACUUUGAUAUAUAAUAUACUGAUUUUUCGCCUCUUCUCAGUGAAUAAAACUUCAAUUGUGAAUACACUUGUACAUGAAAUGGAAUCUGAAGGACUGCUGCUUGAAGAAGUCACUUACAAUUUCCUCAUUCAGGGAUUCUCUCGGUGUAAAGAUGUGUCAUCUUCCUUGCAGUAUUUGAAAGCUAUGAUGCAAAAAGAUCUUAGGCCAAAUAAUCGUAGUCUUAGAGAGGUAAUAAAGUGCCUUUGCUGCAAUGGGGAGCUUGAAAAAGCUUUGAACUUGUGUGAGGAAAUGGAAUCGAGAGGUUGGACUCUUGGUUCAGUCAUUCAGAAUGUCAUACUCGAAGGCCUUCUUUCUCGUGGCAACCUCAGAGAAGCAGUGCAGUUUUUAGACCGUAUAGCUAUAAAAGGCCUGAUUCCAGGAAACAUCGACUAUGAUGUUCUUAUUAAAUGGUUUUGCCAGCACGGAAAUGUAGACAAAGCAGUAGAUCUUCUGAACAUAAUGUUGAAGAAAGGGAAUGCCCCAGACUCUACCAGUUUUGAUUACGUUAUCCAGAGUUUUUGUUCAUGUAACAUGUUGGAUCUAGCUCUGGACUUCCAUACUGAGAUGUUAUGCAGGAACCUAAGAACAAACAUCAGCACAUGGAACACUCUUGUCCGUAGCUUAUGUAAAGGAGGCCGAGUUGCAGAGGCAGAAAAUUUACUUGAUUUGAUGGUUCGAAUAGGUGAAAUUCCAAGCAGGGAAAUGUAUUACGCUGUGAUUAAUGAGUACCGCUCUGAGAAGAGCUUUAGCAAGGCAUCUCAGGUUUUACAUACAAUGCAGCAAAGUGGGCAUGAGCCUGAUUUUGACACUCACUGGUCUCUAAUCAGCAAUUUGAACAAUUCCAAUGACAAAAACGGGGGUGAAAAGAAAGGUGGAUUUUUAUCAAGAUUUCUUUCUGAAGUUGGAUUUUCUCGGAAGAAUCCAAAUGCCAAGAAGGGGUCAAUAACAAAACCUGGCUCUCUGAAGAUAAAUCAUAUGGCACCACAUGUUCUAGUCUGAUUAAAUUUAGCAUAACAUUAGCCAAGAAAAGAAAAUGGCAAGACAAGAAAAAAAAUUAUAAUUAUCUGA
Molecule: messenger RNA, 3906 nt
Organism: Ipomoea triloba (trilobed morning glory)
Lineage: Eukaryota; Viridiplantae; Streptophyta; Magnoliopsida; Solanales; Convolvulaceae
Product: pentatricopeptide repeat-containing protein At5g15280, mitochondrial
Exons: 2
Coding region: 70-3837 (1255 amino acids)
Molecular function (GO): protein binding
Source: RefSeq, a predicted model, not a curated record